Kogia breviceps (pygmy sperm whale) is the source of this 1925-nucleotide messenger RNA. RefSeq names its product twinfilin actin binding protein 1 (gene TWF1). Gene Ontology annotation, molecular function: actin filament binding; actin monomer binding. Lineage: Eukaryota; Metazoa; Chordata; Mammalia; Artiodactyla; Physeteridae. Gene Ontology annotation, biological process: regulation of lamellipodium assembly; actin filament depolymerization; positive regulation of neuron projection development. The record is from RefSeq and is a predicted model, not a curated record. Gene Ontology annotation, cellular component: myofibril; cytoplasm; actin filament.
UGGAGUAGCCGCCACUUCCUGGAGCCGCCGGCCGGGGCCGCUCGCCGCACUCAGCGCCGGAGCCGGGAACCCGCGGCCGCCGCCAUGUCCCAUCAGACCGGCAUCCAAGCAAGUGAGGAUGUUAAAGAUAUUUUUGCCAGAGCAAGAAAUGGAAAAUACAGACUUCUGAAGAUAUCGAUUGAAAAUGAGAAACUUGUGAUUGGAGCGUGUAGGCAGCCUUUAGAUUCCUGGGAUAAGGAUUAUGAUUCCUUUGUUUUACCCCUGUUGGAGGACAAACAACCGUGCUACGUAUUAUUCAGGUUAGAUUCUCAGAAUGCCCAGGGAUAUGAAUGGAUAUUCAUUGCGUGGUCUCCAGACCAUUCUCAUGUUCGUCAAAAAAUGUUGUAUGCAGCAACAAGAGCAACUCUGAAAAAGGAGUUUGGAGGUGGUCACAUUAAAGAUGAAGUGUUUGGAACAGUAAAGGAAGAUGUGUCAUUUCAUGGAUAUAAGAAAUAUUUGCUGUCACAGUCUUCUCCUGGCCCACUGACUGCAGCUGAAGAAGAAUUACGACAGAUUAAAAUUAAUGAGGUACAAACUGACGUGAGUGUGGACACUAAGCAUCAAACACUACAAGGAGUAGCAUUUCCUAUUUCUCGAGAAGCUUUUCAGGCUUUGGAAAAAUUGAAUAACAGACAGCUCAACUAUGUGCAGUUGGAAAUAGAUAUAAAAAAUGAAAUUAUAAUUUUGGCCAACACAAUAAAUACAGAACUAAAAGAUUUGCCAAAGAGGAUUCCCAGAGAUUCAGCACGUUAUCAUUUCUUUCUGUAUAAACAUUCCCAUGAAGGAGACUAUUUGGAGUCUAUAGUUUUUAUUUAUUCAAUGCCUGGAUACACAUGCAGUAUAAGAGAACGGAUGCUGUAUUCUAGCUGCAAGAGCCCUCUGCUAGAUAUUGUAGAAAGACAACUACAAAUGGAUGUCAUUAGAAAGAUCGAGAUAGACAAUGGGGAUGAGUUGACUGCAGACUUCCUUUAUGAAGAAGUACACCCCAAGCAGCAUGCACAUAAACAAAGUUUUGCAAAACCAAAAGGUCCUUCAGGAAAAAGAGGAAUUCGAAGACUAAUUAGGGGUCCAGCUGAAACUGAAGCCACUACUGAUUAAAAAUAUUACAAUACUAGUUUUUUUAAAAGUCCAGCUUUUAGUACAGGAGAACUGAAAUCAUUCCACGUUGAUGUAUCGUAGGGGAAAAAAUUGUACUUUUUGAAAAUCAGCACUUUUCACUUCUGUGUGUUUUUAAAAUUAGUGUUAUAGAAGACUCAUGAUUUCUAUUUUUGAAUUAAAGCUAGAAAAGGGUUCGACAUAAUUAUGUUUAAUUUCAUCACAGUUUUCAUAGAGAUGAUUCCACACUUUCACAUAGUUCUUAAAAUUUUAUAGAGUUGGGCCAAUUCCAGAAAAUCUAAAGUAAGAUACAAUUCUUACUACCCUUUGGUGAUACAUCACUGUUUUUUCUUUGAGGGAGAGAGAAAGACCUUAAAAUAUUCAUUCCAUUUAAUGAAUAUGUUAAGGACCAGAUUAGAUUAUUUUCUAAGCUGAAAACUUCAUGUGCCUAGGAAAAGGUGCUCUGAAGAGCAGUGCUCACUCAGACUGAGAUCAUGUCUACAACUUUUAGAAACAGUGCUUUAUUGCAGCAGUCUUUUCUAUUUGACGUUUUCGUUUUUUAAAUGGCAUUAAAAUUUCAGGAAAUCAACUCACUCUGAAACAUUAAGGGUACCAGAUAUAUACUGCAGGAUUUCUGAUGAUGUUGAAAGACGUUUAAACUGCUUUAGUAAAUGCUCUUUCUAGUGCUCUAAAAAUUUUCCAUUUCAAAAGUAAGUCAUUUCAUUAUAUGUCGUGUGAGACCAAAUAUUUAUGUCCAAUUGAAUAUUAAAUGAAUAUCAUUCAAAAGCAAA